Molecule: messenger RNA, 3171 nt
Organism: Pneumocystis jirovecii RU7
Lineage: Eukaryota; Fungi; Ascomycota; Pneumocystomycetes; Pneumocystales; Pneumocystaceae
Exons: 13
Coding region: 1-3171 (1056 amino acids)
Biological process (GO): exocytosis; Golgi to plasma membrane transport
Cellular component (GO): exocyst; plasma membrane
Molecular function (GO): phosphatidylinositol-4,5-bisphosphate binding
Source: RefSeq, a predicted model, not a curated record
AUGAGCUCUGAAAACGAAUCAAAUGAUAUUAAAUCUCGUAUUAUUCAAUCUCUUUUUUCAUAUUCUACAGAGAGUGGUGAACUUCUUGAAAAUUACAUAACACAUAUUAGAGUUCUUGAAGAGUCUCAUUAUUCCUCUCCUUCACGUUUUGGGUCUCAACAUGCAACACGGAAACAAAGAUAUAUUUUAAUUUCAGUAAAAAAUGAUGGUAAUGUUCAAAUACAUAAAUCAAGAGAAAAUAAUAACGGCACAUUUUCUAUUGGGAAAACAUGGGAUAUGAAUGAGCUUCAAAGAAUUGAUAAUGUUGAUGCAUGCAAGGUUAUUGUUACUCUUCAAAAACCAUAUCAUUGGAUAUGUGAAUCAGCAAAAGAUAAAGCACUCUUUAUUGAAGUUCUAGUAAAAAUAUAUAAGAAAUUUACUGGUGGAGAAGUCCCUGUUAUGAAUGGUUUUGAUGAAAUGAAAAAUUCGGAUAUCAUGAAUUACGUACCAGAAAACAUAUCUGUUCUAAAAAGACAUUCAUCUAUCUCAUCUAAUACUCAAAAAAAUAAUCAGUAUCAGCGACCUUCUUCUGCGAGAUAUGUAUCAAGUCAGUUCUCUUUAGGCUCUGAUUCUUUUCGCUUUCAUAAGCCAAACAAAAGUUAUACAGAAGAGCAGCUACUACGAAGACAAAGUAGUCUAUCUCGUUCAUCAAAGAGUAAUUCAUUUGAAAAAAAUAGAAAUAGCGACCUUUCGAAAUAUGAAUACGAAUUGUUUCCCAAUAAAAAUUCUGAUAAUCUAGCAUUUGAAAAUGAUGCCAUAGAGGCUCAUGAUAAUCUUAUUACUUUAUCUAAUAAAGAAUCUUCUGAAAAAAAUACUUUUUCUACUAACUUGUCUAAUUCUUUAAAAAAAUAUAGUGAUUAUGAGGGUAUUAAAAUAUUUAAUAAUGAAAAGGAUACAGAAGACUUUAUAAAUUACAUUGAUGGAGUGUUAGAUGAUUUUGAUUGGACUGAAUUGGGAAACACGGAAAGAUUAGAAGAAAAAUUAAAAGAUGAAUUAUCUACAUUACAAACUGCAAAUAUAUGUGCAAUUAUUGAAACUAAUGGCAGAGCUGUGGGGUUAGGUGAAAGACUAAUGUUAUCAGUUAAGGAAUGUGAAAAUUUGAGCUCUUUGCUUGCUUUAUAUUCCUUUGGAUUUAAUGUUAGUACUAUUAAAGAUGACAUUUUUCAUAUAGAAACCCAAAAUAGAGGAUUACAAGUUCAAACAGCGAAUCAGAAAAAGUUAGCAUUAGAAUUACAAAAUUUACUGGAUACACUUUCUAUUGAUGCUCAUGAUUUAGAAGCUUUAAAAAAGACACCACUUGAUUCUACGACAGGGAUUGUAGAUAUUGAAAAAUCUUUAACUUUUUUAUAUAAAGCUCUCAAAAUAUCAAUAACAUCAGAAACUGAUAAUGAAACACCAACAGGUGAUGUUAUAAUAAUGGAAGGAAAAAGGGCGGAAUAUGAAAAAGAAAGUAACGAGUUUCUUUCUCGAUUAGCUCAUUAUUUAAAUAUUAGAUUCCAGUUAGAACUUGCUGAUAUUAUACAUACAGAUUAUUCUCCUACCCCAAAAAUAUUAAAACCUCAAUUAGUUAGUCAUAUUUCUGCAUAUGUAUCUUUUUAUCAUUAUCAAAGUUUUAUGCUUUAUGCAAGACAGCUUAAUCCUUCUAUAUUUGCAACAUUUCAAGAGUACUAUAUUAAAUACACUAGCGGGUUUUAUAAUAGCGAUUUUGAAAAAUUUUUUAAUGUUUGGAGAGUUAUUACGAAAAAAGAUAUGUUAGAAGAUGCAGAUUUUUUAUUUGUUUCUGUUAAAGAAAUAAUAUAUAACAUGAUAAAUACAAAAUCUGCUGAUGUUAAGCAUUCUGGUACUACAGUUAAAACAUCUCGUGGACCCAUUACAGACGUUUGGAAAUAUGAAAAAAAUCAAGAAACUGGUAUUCCUGUCAAUGAAGCGUUUUCUCAUGUUAUAAAAGAGAUUGUGAAUGUGGUUAGUCAAGAACAUAAUUUUAUUACAUUGUUUUUUCAUAUGUCAUCUAUAAGAAGGCAGAAUUAUGAUGAACUUGUUUCUUGCAAUAAUACUCGUGUUGAUAUUGUAGAGGAACUUAAGGUAAAAAAUCCUGUGGAAUCAAAUAGAUCUUCAGCUAGGUCUGUUUUAAAUAUGAUGUCUAAAAUUAUGAAUUCUUUGGAAGAAAAUACAUUGAGUUUUGGGGAGUUUUGUUGUAGGAAUGAUCCUAUGUCGAUUAUUGACAAUGUAGAAUUUUUAAAAAAACAUUUAUUAGAAUGGAAUGAAACUGAUCAAGAGUAUUUGAUGCGAGUUUUAAAUAAGUUAUAUUCUAAAUAUAUAGAAUAUUUUAAUAUCUUUAUUGAUACUCAAAUCCAAGCAAUAGAAGGGGUUAAAUUAAUUAAUAAAAGGAAGCAGGGAGUUCUUCCUUUUUUUAAAAUUUUUCCUAGUUUUGUUGAAAAAUUUAAUAAGCAAAUUGUUAAUUUUUCUGAUAAUACAGGAACAAAAGAAUUAUUGUAUAAAGCUUUUGAAAAGAUAGAAAAUGCUAUGUUUAAAACAUUUAAGCAGUUGGUUCGUGAUGCAUGUAAUUUAAAUAGUGGUUCAAAAACGGACGUUGAAGAUAAAGAUCUUUUAAAUUAUUAUAUUAUCAUCAUUGAAAAUAUGUUUCAAUAUAUCGAAGAGAUUAAAAAAAAGAAUAUAUCUAUUUUGAAAUUAUUUCAAGAAAAAGCGGUUAGAGAAUAUAAGGAACAUCUGAAAUUAUACAUUGAAAAUAUUAUUAAACGACCUUUAGGUCGCAUUGUGGAAUUUUCAGAAAACAUGGACACUUUAUUAAAAACGAAAGCUAUAGAAGAAAUAAAAAGUCUAAUAGAGUUUUCGCCUGCAUCUGUAAAACGUAUAGCGGCUUCGCAUGAUAUCAAAGAGGUGUUGAAGGGAAUUGAAAUCUUAUAUAAACGUAUUGAAAAACACUUCAAAAAUGAAGAAAAUUAUUAUCAUGGACAAAUAGCAGCGAUUGUUUGGAAUAAAAUAAAUGAUGAAUACAAAUUUAAUAUAGAAAGUUUCCAUCAAUUAGUUGCGAAUUAUUAUAAAGUAGAUGGUAUUCAUAUAGAUUGGUCAUAUGAUGAUAUCAAGUUCAGUUUUUUUAGAAAAGGAAUGUAG